Phycodurus eques (leafy seadragon) is the source of this 5437-nucleotide messenger RNA. It is a transcript of the gene slc45a4b, whose product is annotated as solute carrier family 45 member 4b. Gene Ontology annotation, biological process: transmembrane transport. Gene Ontology annotation, molecular function: sucrose:proton symporter activity. Bases 1688 to 4120 code for a protein of 810 amino acids. NCBI's taxonomy places the organism in Eukaryota, Metazoa, Chordata, Actinopteri, Syngnathiformes, Syngnathidae. The transcript has 14 exons. The record is from RefSeq and is a predicted model, not a curated record. Gene Ontology annotation, cellular component: membrane.
AUGUGCAGCAUCAACCACGGGACGGCCACCGUAUUGCACAUUAAUGAACAGCGUUGAUACAGCAAAUACAAUUCAUUAUGAGGGUGAUGAAGACUCACAACUGGGCUGACAUUUUACACUGCAGAAGGAAGCGAAGCUGUGAAGACUUUAAUGGCCAGAAAUCAACUGUUGCCAUUAACAAAGGAACAUAAUGGAAGGCGGAAGGAUAAAAGACAGCAAUAUAAAACAGACCACACCUAUUCCUUUUUGGAUGAAUAUUCUUGGCUCUGGAUUAUUACAAGACAAUGACAAGGAACGAUGACCGCCUUUAUACAGCAGAGGGCAACACUGCUCAGAGGAAAUUCGAAAAAGCUUCAAUAGUACCGUACAGUGGUCAACACACUUAUUAAUAAACAGCCUGUCAUGAACACUAGAGUCCACCCAGCAUUAUGAACGCUUUCAAUUUCAGUAACGUUUUACCGUUUUAAACAGGAAUCAGGAAUUUCAAACAGAAUUCACCUCGUUAUACCCAAAUUUGACUCACUGGGCUUCUCUGAGAAUCCAGAAAUAAUAGGAAUGAAGCACAUCAAACUCAAACAAUAUUUUGCUGCUCGAGAAUCCAUGUGAAUAACUAUUAUUUACUAUUUGUUUUGGUAAAUGAUACUGUAAUGCCCUCGUAUGAGGUCACGAAAUAAAAAUGGAGAGCAAUAAUAAUAAUAUACAGUAUAUAGCCUGUAAAUAUGUAUGUAACUAUUGAUAAUUAUAGCCUACUCAAUAAUUAUCAUAAACCAUAAAUCAAUAUAUCACUAUAUUUGAUCAUUUAUAGCAUUAGAAAAAUUGGUCAAAAGUGGUUCUAUACAUAUGGGCGUAUUUCUUUAAUUCAUGGAUAGUAAUAUUUAAACAUAAAAAAUUAUUUUGGUGCAUAAUGCAUAAAUCAUUGUGUGGUGGUCCAAUUAAUUUUUUGACGGACUGUUACGGACAAUUUAAUAUAUACAUAGUUUUAUUAUUGUAUUAUAUUAAGUUAAUUUAAAAAAAAAAAAAACUUUUUCAUUUUUUCCCUUUUAAUCAUCACUUACGUACAUGUGAUCGUCACCUUCCGGUGUGAUGACGCGGCACGCCGGCCGUUUUGGCUCCGCCUCUCUUUUUGUUACUGUGGAAACCGUUGCAAUUGAGGCAGGCAAGGGGAGUGUACUGCAAGUCUGUCGUUGCAAGUGGACGGCUACUCGGAGCCUCCUCGUCUAGCUGCCAAAGGUUAGCCGAGCCCGCUAGCCCACGCUGAGCGCUUCGCUGUCCGCGGUAUCGAAGACGGUUCGCGACGAGCAACUGACGCCUGUUUGUUUAUGGAAUAACAUCCUCGGGUUGCUGCUGUCUUUGUCGAGAAACGUGCACACAUUUUGGCUCAAAGAGAGACACACACUGCUGACAAGUACACACAAAACUUGUGCAAUCAAAAAGCUUUCCAUCACCCCAUGCAGCCGCUGUAAACACAGUUAGAGAGUAACUCCAACACACACACACACACACACACACACACACACAGAGGAACAAAGCUGCUACCCUGCUGAGCUGCAGGAGCAUUUUCACUUAUCAAACCUUCAAAAGGCAUGAUGGACGGAAUAAGAUUUUCAUCAUCAGUAUUUUGCAGGGUGAUAACCACAAUUUAACUUCAAAGAAGUUAAUAAAAUAAAAAGCACAUAGCAAAGCACCAAUGGGAGAACAGGAAACUUUAGACCUUGACGAGAAGAGGAGGCCAAUGGAAGUCGACAGCGAAAGUGAGGCAGAGGAUGCAGAGGAAUCAUCGGGCGAAGGUAGAGGCAUGCAGACCCCCCUGCACCGCUGGGUCAUGCACGGAGCAGUGAUGUUUGGCCGGGAAUACUGCUAUGCUAUGGAAACUGCCCUGGUCAUACCAGUGUUGCUCCAGAUAGGCCUGCCUGAGCAAUAUUACAGUCUAACAUGGUUCCUCAGUCCUAUCUUUGGUCUCAUCCUCACACCUGUGAUGGGCUCGGCCAGUGACCGCUGUACGCUGCGAUGGGGUCGGAGGAGGCCAUUCAUACUGGCUUUGUGUGUUGGUGUACUGCUCGGUAUGGCAAUGUUCUUAAACGGAUCACUAAUUGGGCUUUCCAUUGGUGAUCGCCCUGGUAGUCAGCCAGUGGGCAUCAUCCUCACAGUUUUGGGAGUGAUGGUGCUGGACUUUAGUGCUGAUGCGUGUGAUGGACCGAUUAGAGCUUACCUUCUUGAUGUUGCGGACACAGAGGAGCAAGAUAUGGCCCUAAAUAUCCACGCCUUUUCAGCAGGGCUUGGUGGCGCCUUGGGCUACAUGCUAGGCGGUCUCGACUGGACUGGCACCUCUCUGGGUCAAGCGUUUAAGUCACAGCAGCAAGUCCUCUUCCUUUUCACAGCCAUCAUUUUCAUUAUCUCUGUCAUACUGCACAUGUUCAGUAUCCCUGAGAAACAAUUUGUGGCAUCCCAGCAGUUUAAUAUCAAAGGAAGAAGGACUUCAGCCAGUCAAUCAUCUUACCGACUAGUUAGUCACACACCACAGCUUCUUGAGGUCAUUGCAGAGGAGGACCCCCCUUUCGGAGAUAACCACCAAUCAGAUCCUAAGGUUGAGGAAAUGGACUUCCUGAUUAUGGAGCGAAUGCGGAGUAAAAGCGAUUCAGUCUUGGCCAUGCCAGACACGACAAUCAACCUGGAUCCUGACCUUGACCUGCAGAUCCAGCUUUUCUUGCCAGAGCUACACCAGGCUUUACCUGAAAUCCAGGAAGGUCUAAAAGAUUCGUUCAAGCCUUCGAAGCAGAGUAUUGGGUCUUUGAGUCCUGGCGGACCACCAAAACCUGCAGAUCGAAUAGUGGUUGGGGAAUCUGGAGAUUCUGCUUUUUCUGAGCUUAAUGGUCAGAUUAAUGGUCCUCCUGAAGUUAGUCCUGCCUCUGACGGCUCACACAUGAAACCAAAUACCAAGCUGGCUAAUGGUGCUGGUGUCAAUGCUGGCUUGUCUUCCACUGAGCACUGCAAUGCAAACAAAAGCCACACCUCCAACAAAACUGGCACUCGGCUCCUCAGCGCCACAUCUUCGCCGCGCCCACACAAACAUACGUUCUACCGACAACCUUCUUUUACAUUCUCUUAUUAUGGACGAGUGGGAUCCCAGCGUCACCGAUUGCGACGGACAACCACCUCUAGUCCUCCGCCAAUCACCACUUCCCGCAGUCUGAAUGAUCUUAGUGAUCUGCAGAUGAAUGCAGACAGGCGGGAGUUUCAGUUGUCGGAAAGCAGUCUUUCUUCAGUGGACUCCAGCAGUGAUGACGGGCCCAACGGGGGCACAACUGUACGACUGCUGUGGUUGUCAAUGCUGAAGAUGCCAAAGCCGCUGUGGAGGCUGUGUGUGUGUCACCUGGUCACAUGGUUUUCCUAUUUAGCUCAAGCUGUCUUCUAUACAGAUUUCAUGGGCCAAGUCAUCUUCCAUGGAGACCCCAAGGCACUAGCUAAUUCCACAGAGUUCCAGAAUUACAACAGCGGCGUGCAGAUGGGGUGCUGGGGGCUUGUGGUCAAUGCUGCUACUGCUGCUGUCUGCUCAGCCAUCCUUCAGAAGUACCUAGAUAACUUUGACCUGAGCAUCAAGGUCAUCUACAUUAUGGGGACUCUGGGCUUCGCAAUAGGAACUGCGGCGAUGGCCAUCUUCCCGAAUGUCUACGUCGCCAUGGUGAUGAUCAGCAGCAUGGGCAUCAUCUCCAUGAGCAUGUCUUACUGUCCAUAUGCCUUACUAGGACAGUACCAUGAAAUUAAAGAGUACAUCCACCACAGUCCAGCCAACAGUAGAAGAGGUUUUGGUAUUGACUGCGCUAUCCUAUCAUGCCAAGUUUAUAUAAGCCAAAUUCUAGUCGCAUCGGCACUGGGAGCGGUCAUCAAGACUGUGGGCAGCGUGCGAGUCAUUCCGAUGGUGGCGUCCGGCAGCUCCUUCCUCGGCUUCCUCGUCGCCUGUUUCCUCGUUAUUUAUCCUGACGAGGAUUCCAAGGACCAGGAGUUGGCCUGUUUGUCACUUGAGCUGGACCAGAACGGAGAAGAAGGUGGUGAGAGAUUGGCUCUCCAGAAGAUGGCAGACAGAGAUAGUCUCAAAAAUACUGAGACACAACCAGUCGCCUGAGCGUAAACUUGUAGGGGGAAGAAGGAGAAAUGAGGCCUAGAUGGAAAAUUAUUAGAAAAAAAAUAACCACAGCAUUAUAGUGAAGAUGGAUUUGCACAGAUUUGUCCCAUUGGUAUGAGGAGUGUUCUGCACGUCCCGUUGCUACCUCAGCUCGAACAGGCUAAUGUGGACUAGACAGACUGAACGAGCCUGGAAGAAAGUUUGACAAGAAACGUUUCAGUGAAGGACAAAGUGAGACCUGGUGAUGCUGUAUUGUUAUGUAAUGCCUUCUAGCUUCUUCAUAGAUGAUCACAAUGGUGGGAAAGUGUCACUUUGGCCUCUCCUGCAUUAUCUACAUUAUUGGCUAAGGAGCGAUGUAAAUACAUGUCCCAGUCAGGUUAAUAUAAAAACGAAGCUCUACAUUUUGGGUUUGUCUGGUGUCGUUUGCCCCCGUACAGACGGAUGUGCUUUAAUUCACUGUGAUAACAUUGCAAGCAUUUACAUAACAGGCUUCUGUGCCAUUAGUAGAGCCUGUAUUAUUAUUUGUUGAUGAGAACACUAUGCACCCUUAUGCAGGAACCCCAGUGGCAUUUAAAUGCAAUGUGAAAUGAUACAUUAUGCCAGUUUUGCCAAAGUUUAGGCCGCACAUCAUUUCUUAACUACACUCAAAAGUGAAAUUCCUAGCUCACAUCCUCAGGUACCCGAGUGGCAAUCAACUUUGGCAGAGUGACUUGGUUUCUUUAGAAGUAUUUUGUCAUAAGGUGCCUUUUUUUUUUUUUUACCUCCCACUGUGGCUUAUAAUUAUAUUUCUGGAUUAGUAUAAUAAUGCCCUUUAAAUAGUAACUAGGCCAAUCAUGCAGCCUGCGAAAAACUUUUGACUAUGCAAGGUGAUAUUCAGGAGUUGUAAAUCUACUAUGCAGUCUGAUAAGUUACUGUAAGUGCCUUUUAGUGCAGAAGGCUCAGAAUGGGCAUAGCAGUUAGUUUUCAAGUAAUAAUUUGGGUUGUGCAACAAUUUGCUCUGAAAGCCCUCAUUCAACUCAGGAAAUGAUGGCGAUUAAUAUUUAAAAACAAAAGCAAAUUCCUUGUUGUGAGCCACCAAAAGGUCUUUGAUUUGUUAUCUUACAGGUACGAGUGGCACAUUGAAGCCUGGAACAGGGUGUGUUAUGUGUGGCAAUAGUUUGGAUUUUAUGUACUGUAGUAUGUUAAGAUUUGUAGCUGUAUUCUGUUCCGUGUCACCAACGUUUGGGGUGGUUUUCUUAUUGUUGCUGAACAGAUUUUUUAUAAAGAUUUAAGCUGUUUUUGAAACCACUCCUUUUGAAGAAGAAGAAAAAUGUUGAA